AUGAAUGAGCAAGCUGUUUCUGACGAGAGCUAUCCGACGGAAAAUGAAACUCAUAUUCAUAAUGGACCAUCAUUACAUACACGAUACAUCUUUGCAAGCGCAUGGAUAAUCAUUGCUGUCGCGGGUGUUUUAGGGAAUAGUUUAGUUAUAUAUGUAGCAGUUCGAUUUCAGAAGAUGACGAACGUCACCAAUUGUUUUAUCGUGAAUUUGGCUGUUACGGACAUUGUCUUUCUGGCGUUCUGUAUGCCAUUGCUAGUCGCCCAAUACACGUUGGAACACUGGCCAUUCAACGAAACAACCUGUAAACUAAUGAACUUCAUUUCAUUUGUCAGCGUCCUUGUUACAGUUCUGACAUUAGUAGCCAUGACAAUUGAUCGAUAUGUUUAUGUUGUUCGACCGUUUCAAAACUUGAGAUGGAGAAAGCCGCGGUACAUACUUCUACUUAGUAUUAUUAUUUGGUUAACUUCAUGUCUAUUCGCUUCGCCAUUCUAUUACUUCUAUGGUGUAUCUCAUGCGGAUAAUAAUUAUCGUGAAUGUGUUCUACGUAGUAAUGAUGAUUUUCAACAAUAUUUUCGAAUCUAUACUGUGACGAUCUACUAUUUUAUUCCACUAACAAUUAUUAUAAUGUCUUACGCUCGAUUGCUCUACUACGUCUACUCGAAAGAGAACAAGCUGAAGCCGAAAACAAAACAUAGCGUUGUCAAAUGGUCGAAAAAACGUCGAGCAGUGACGAAAAUGGUGGCCAUCGUUACACUGGUCUUUUCCUUAUGCUGGCUGCCAAUUACAUUAUACAUCAUGUCGGCGAGUAUCUUCAAAGAAAAAACUCGAAUUCUCUAUUAUUUCAAAGUUAUUGCUAAUUCGUGUGCUUAUCUCAAUUCAGCGAUCAAUCCGAUCUUAUACGCAUUUUUAAAUCGAAGUUUCCGUAAUAACUGCGGAAGUUUAUUUACUCGACCGUCGUGUGGAUUUAUCUGUGUUGAUCAGUAUCAUCCAUCGCCACAUCUACAGGCAGAAACACGAGAAGAACAACGCAAAGAACAACAAAAAUACACAUCGGUUCCAUUAUCAACUCAAUUGGAUAGGUUUAGUUAUCAAUCAACAAAUCGCCGUUCAUCAUCCCCAAAAUAUAAGAACAAAAAACAGAGAAAAAAGAGUUUGACAAACUCAUAUCCGAAUCAGUUAACAUCAGGAGUCACUCCUCACAAUGACUUCUCGGAUGCAGAUUAUGAACUAUCGGCAGCUGAGUGUGACAAUCCAGCCAAUCUAGAGCUUAAUCCUUCUACGAACCUAUUACAUGCACAAGCAACAAUAGAGAAUUGUAAUGGUUCGAACGUUUUUGUCAUAUUUGGCAAACAUUCUCUGUUUCUCACCAUUAACUACUUAUCGAGCCACCUGAAUCACAAUAAUACACCAUGA
Molecule: messenger RNA, 1413 nt
Organism: Adineta ricciae
Lineage: Eukaryota; Metazoa; Rotifera; Eurotatoria; Adinetida; Adinetidae
Source: the annotation of a GenBank genome assembly